AUGCGUGGAAUUUCAACACUCGACCCACCAAUCGUACACACAACUUCAGGAUCGGUGGCCGGACGACGCUUGCAUCUCGAGCACGGAGACGUCGAUGCCUUCCUCGGAAUACCAUAUGCGACGCCACCGAUCGGACGACUGAGAUUCCGGAAACCGCUGCCCGUGAAACCCUGGAAAGGCGUGUUAAAUUCCACAAAAAAGACAAUGGCGUGCUGGCAGACGGACUUCACUCCGCUUCGAAACGUGAGCCUAGUUUACCCAGUAGCAACAGAAGACUGCCUUCACAUCAACGUGUGGAGGCCAUCCGAUGUCUGCGACGAAGCAGUUAGCUGCCGCGGAAAAAACCUUUCCGUGGUCGUAUUCAUACACGGCGGUGCCUUUCAGUGGGGCGACGCUGGGCUUUUCAUUUACGACCCGGCUAAUUUCGUCGCGCUUUCAAAUGUCAUUUAUGUCACGUUCAAUCACCGACUGGGCAUCAUGGGCUUCUACCCGUCCUCGACCGACAGCUUACCGGGAAACGUCGGCUUCUACGAUCAGCUGUCAGCGUUGCGGUGGGUCAGGGAUAACAUCGCGAGCUUCGGAGGAAAUCCCGAUGCCGUCACUCUUGCGGGGCACAGUGCGGGAGCCAUAAGUGUGGGACUGCACUGCACAUCGGCCAUCAGCCGGGGCCUCUUCAAGAGGGCCAUCCUUCAAAGCGGCUCGCCGAUCACGUUAAUCAUCGGCGUGGCCUUCUCGGGUUCGGUACUGUUUCGGGAGCAUGCUGAAAAAUUGGGAUGUUACGACUCCGAAGCCGGAACUCGAAAAAAGAUACCCGAGAUCUUGCAGUGUUUACGUCGGCUUGAUGCGAAAAAAAUCUACAGCGCUAUCGGUUCUAAAUCUAUACAAAACCAACUAUUCGUACCAGAUUCGGGAGAUGACUUCCUUCCCACAAACUUUCUGUCUGCCGCGAACUGGAAAAAAAUGCACGUCGACGAAAUGCUUAUCGGCACAACGUCUGAGGAAGGGGCGCUAUUCUUCGACAUCAUUCGCAACGCGGCCCCGGACCUGGACUCUGCUCUGACUGAUGAUUAUAGAAAGGGUGUCAAGGUCGCCCUGUACCUCGUGUUUGAGAUUCCCCUAGACAAAACUAACGACAUUGUGGAGCAUUACUUUGGCCCUCCUGAAGUACAACAUGACCAAGAAAGUGUGAUAAGAAUACUCGGCACUCUGAUGGCGGAUGUUUUGUUCAAUUGCCCCGCGCAUAUCUUCGCGACAACAGCGUCGAAUGAAGGCGUCGCCACGUACGUCUACAAGUUCGCCCACCGGCCGUCGUACAGUUUGUGGCCCGAGCACUACGGCCCGACGCACGUGGAGGAACUGCCGUUCACGCUUGGUACUCUGCCGUUUUUCUCAGACGAGAGCCGCCUAAUGUCGCCGCCUUUGACAGAAGAAACGAAGGAGUUCGUCAAAUCCAUUCGAUUCACGCCCGAAGAACAGUCACUCAUGCUGCAAACUGUUGGUGCUUGGUCUUCAUUCGUCAAGAAAGGGUGA
This is a messenger RNA of Rhipicephalus microplus (southern cattle tick), 1530 nucleotides long. RefSeq names its product acetylcholinesterase-1. Gene Ontology annotation, cellular component: plasma membrane. The record is from RefSeq and is a predicted model, not a curated record. Gene Ontology annotation, biological process: acetylcholine catabolic process; choline metabolic process. Lineage: Eukaryota; Metazoa; Arthropoda; Arachnida; Ixodida; Ixodidae. Gene Ontology annotation, molecular function: acetylcholinesterase activity.